Letharia columbiana is the source of this 309-nucleotide messenger RNA. RefSeq lists its product as uncharacterized. The record is from RefSeq and is a predicted model, not a curated record. Lineage: Eukaryota; Fungi; Ascomycota; Lecanoromycetes; Lecanorales; Parmeliaceae. The coding region runs from base 1 to 309 and encodes 102 amino acids. The transcript is spliced from 2 exons.
AUGGUCGCUCAUUUGACUGGUCUUCCUGAAGUCACCGGACACCACGAGUACCCGGAUGGUCUUGAGCAUCGGUCAGACGACAUCAGCAGCAAUAUUUCCACAUCCAUUGUGAAGCAGAGAUGGAGCGAAUCGAGCUCCACAAUAUUCUCCGAUGAGACACGAAUACGUGUCUAUGACUUCGAGGAGAGGGAGGGUGUUUUCGACUACAAGACGAGGUUGAUGGAGCAAGCAGUAGAUGUCCGACAGGUGUUGAGCUCGACCAAUGGAGACGUACCCAGGAUCAGAAUAAUGGAGGCAUCUGUUUCAUGA